Molecule: messenger RNA, 510 nt
Organism: Nematocida major
Lineage: Eukaryota; Fungi; Microsporidia
Exons: 1
Coding region: 1-510 (169 amino acids)
Source: RefSeq, a predicted model, not a curated record
AUGAAAGUCAAAAUUACAAGAACUUUACUCUCGUUAGCUCUUAUUCUCUUGCUUGCACUGGUGCACAUAAAGUGCGCUGAAGAUGCGAGUGCUGGGGAAAGUGCUUCUGCACAAGCAAGCGAGUCCGCACAGGAAAGUGCCUCUGCACAAGCAAGCGAGUCCUCACAGGAAAGUGCCUCUGCACAAGCAAGCGAGUCCUCGGAGGAAAGUGCCUCUGCACAGGCCAGCGGAUCCAUGACGAGAAGCUCCACCAGGAAGGCAAGCGGAUCUGCAGCAGGAAAUCGCUCGAACACGUAUAACAGCGGAGGACACGAAGGUCACAGCAGCCACGGAGGAAGCGGAGGCGAAUCAUCCGGCUUUAUAGGCGUGAUAUUCUUCUCCCCUGUGGAGGACGGGCACGGAAAAAUAUACAAGUUCUUCACGGGGCCUUUCAUGACUGUGAUUGGGUUUGUCAUAGGAGUGGGGCUGGUCGCAGGAGGACUCUUUGCGAUUCUGUCGGGCUCUCAAUAA